Molecule: messenger RNA, 540 nt
Organism: Monopterus albus (swamp eel)
Lineage: Eukaryota; Metazoa; Chordata; Actinopteri; Synbranchiformes; Synbranchidae
Gene: rpl14
Product: ribosomal protein L14
Exons: 6
Coding region: 91-504 (137 amino acids)
Biological process (GO): ribosomal large subunit biogenesis; translation
Cellular component (GO): ribosome; cytosolic large ribosomal subunit
Molecular function (GO): RNA binding; structural constituent of ribosome
Source: RefSeq, a predicted model, not a curated record
AAGAAGACUGCGCAUGUGUGGCAAACAAGCGGAAGCAGUAUGUGAGCCAACCGGAACCUCUAACGUUCUUUCUAUUCCCGGAUUGCCGUCAUGGUGUACAAGCGCUACGUUGAGAUCGGCCGUGUUGCCUAUGUCUCUUUCGGACCCCAUGCUGGCAAGCUGGUGGCCAUCGUAGAUGUCAUCGACCAAAACAGGGCUCUUGUUGAUGGUCCCUGCACUGCGGUGAAGAGGCAGGCCAUGCCCUUCAAAUGCAUGCAGCUCACAGACUACGUCAUCAAAGUACCUCAUAGUGCCCGCCAGAAGUUUGUGAGGAGAGCCUGGGAGAAAGCCCAGGUCAACGAGAAGUGGUCACAGAGCAGCUGGGCCAAGAAGAUCGAGGCAAGACAGAAGAGGGCCAAAAUGUCUGACUUUGACCGCUACAAGGUGAUGAAGGCCAAGAGGAUGAGGAACAAGAUCAUCAGGCAUGAGGUGAAGAAGCUCCAGAAGGAGGCAGCAAAGAAGUGAACAGUUUUCACAAAAUAAAUCUUCUGUUCAGUUGUU